AUGGUGAAGCAAAAUAAAACGAGAAAAUACCCGAAGUUGGAGCUAGACAGUUGGAUGUUGCUGGAUCCAAUGGAAGCGACGGAAAUCCCUCACUGUCACCCAUUUUAUCCGGCCAUCACUCCAGGCAGGUCCUCCCAUCAUUCGAUCCUCUUGCGCUCUCACUUUCUCUUCCUACUAUUCACGGCGUCAUUGCUGUUGCUAUUACUCUCAUUACGUCUACGGAGUACUGCCCAGCUCGAUAGGCUCGAGCGUUGGAGAAUAAAUAGCACGACGUACGGAUAUACGGUACGGAUACUCGGUGAGUGGAUCAUUGCCGUCGUAUCAUUGCAUUGCGUUGCGUUGAUGGCCCCUUGGAUGUUUCUGUUGUGGUUUCCAGUUGGCAUCUAUUUAUUUUCUUGUUUACCGUCUGGUGAAACCACGCUGUUUUUCUGGGCUGGCCUGACGUCCGGACCUCACCUCACCAGGCUCACCUCACCUCGCAUCACCCAAUCUUGGGGCGCCUCACCAUAUCCCGGGCCGUUUUGGUAUGUGCUAUUUGCGUAA
Colletotrichum tamarilloi is the source of this 543-nucleotide messenger RNA. RefSeq lists its product as uncharacterized. The record is from RefSeq and is a predicted model, not a curated record. Lineage: Eukaryota; Fungi; Ascomycota; Sordariomycetes; Glomerellales; Glomerellaceae. The transcript has a single exon. The coding region runs from base 1 to 543 and encodes 180 amino acids.